AUGGUUGAAAUACAAAAAGGUUCCGAGGAUCCCAAUAAACCUGAGAUCAAUGCUAAAAUUCCUACUCCACAUUAUCCGGAUCCGAAUGCUCCGAAGGUGGAAAAAGCUGCUGGUGGUUUUGCAAGUUUAAGCUCUGAAGUGGAUCCUACACCGCAUGCUUUUAUGACCGCUGUUUGUGCUGCUGGAGCCGGAUAUGCUUACCAAUACAUGAAACAACCGAGAACUGCUGCCGUCGCAGCUGGCGUUAGCGCCGCUUAUGCUGGUUCAACUUAUUUGCUCUAUCAUGGUCAACAUCAAAUGGGCUAUUGGGUCGCUUCUUUGGCAUCAAUUGGUCUUCUCGCAUUCACUGGUCCAAGAGCAUUCGCACAUAAGGAUCCUUUUAAUGUCUCCCUGGCAAGUUUGGCGGCGUUAAGCACCGUUGGUAAUACUUUGAAAACUUAUCAGCAACGAACUGGUCGACCACGGGAAUUCAUCAUGCACAAGUGA
Molecule: messenger RNA, 486 nt
Organism: Ambispora leptoticha
Lineage: Eukaryota; Fungi; Glomeromycota; Glomeromycetes; Archaeosporales; Ambisporaceae
Source: the annotation of a GenBank genome assembly